Molecule: messenger RNA, 2900 nt
Organism: Nannospalax galili (Upper Galilee mountains blind mole rat)
Lineage: Eukaryota; Metazoa; Chordata; Mammalia; Rodentia; Spalacidae
Gene: Zp1
Product: zona pellucida glycoprotein 1
Exons: 13
Coding region: 13-2040 (675 amino acids)
Biological process (GO): binding of sperm to zona pellucida; prevention of polyspermy
Cellular component (GO): egg coat
Molecular function (GO): structural constituent of egg coat; acrosin binding
Source: RefSeq, a predicted model, not a curated record
GGAGCCUCCACAAUGGCCUGGGGUUGCUUUGUGGCACUUCUGCUGGUGGCAGCUUCCCUGGGGCUGGGUCAGUAUCUGCACCGGGAGCCUGGCCUCCAGUACAGUUAUGACUGUGGGCUGCGGGGUAUGCAGCUGCUGGUGUUCCCCAGGCCAAGCCAGACCAUCCACUUCAAGGUGCUGGAUGAAUUUGGGAACCGGUUUGAGGUGAAUAACUGCUCCAUCUGCUACCACUGGGUCACCUCUGAGCCCUGGGAGCCCGCAGUCUUCUCCGUUGAUUAUAAAGGCUGCCAUGUGCUGGAGAAGGAUGGGCGUUUCCACCUGAGGGUGUUCGUGCAAGCCUUGCUGCCUGACGGCACAGUGGAUGUAGCACAAGAUGUCACUCUGAUCUGUCCCAAACCAGACCACAUGGGGACUCCGGACCACACAGGGACCCCAGCCCACAUCAAGACCCAGGACCCACACCUGGCUCCACCAAUCAUGCCUUCGACUUCUAUGCCUCAUAUUCUUACUCCCUACCCUGUUUCUGCCCACACCUUGACUGGCUCUGGCUACACCAUUCCCAGCACAUUGUACCCAGAGCAGAGUUUUGUCCACCCAACUCUUGCCUCACCAUCCCCAUCCCCGGGACCUGGAACUACCGGGCCCACCCUUCCUCAUCCCCAGUGGGGUACCUUGGGACACUGGGAAGUAACUCAGCCUAAUUCUGUAGGUACCCAUCGGCCCUGGGAGCAGUGUCAGGUGGCCUCUGGGCACUUCCCUUGCAUGGUAGGAAAUAGUUCCAAGGAAGCCUGUCAGCAAGCUGGCUGCUGCUAUGACCACACCAGAGAGGUGCCCUGUUACUAUGGCAACACAGCCACCAUCCAGUGUUUCAGAGGGGGCUACUUCAUCCUGGUUGUGUCCCAAGAAGUAGCCUUGGCACACAGGGUUAUGCUGGACAAUGUCCACCUGGCCUAUGCCCCCACUCGAUGUCCCCCAACCCAGAAGACGAGUACUUUUGUGAUCUUCCAUGUUCCUCUCACCUUCUGUGGAACAACAGUCCAGGUGGUUGGCAAGCAGCUCAUAUAUGAGAAUCAACUGGUGUCUGACAUCGAUAUCCAAAAGGGGCCACAGGGUUCCAUCACUCGGGACAGCACCUUCCGGCUUCAUGUCCGCUGUAUCUUCAACACUGGUGACUUCCUGCCCAUCCAGGCAUCUAUAUUCCCUCCCCCACCACCUGCUCCCGUGACCCACUCUGGGCCCCUGCGUCUGGAGCUGCGGAUUGCCAAGGAUGAGAUUUUCAGUUCCUACUAUCAAGAGGAUGACUACCCCCUUGUGAGGCUGCUCCAGGAACCAGUCCAUGUGGAGGUCCGGCUCCUGCAGAGGACAGACCCUAGUCUGGUCCUGGUGCUACAUCAGUGCUGGGCCACUCCCAGUGCCAACCCCUUCCAGCAGCCCCAGUGGCCCAUCCUUUCAGAUGGGUGUACUUUCAAGGGCGACAACUACAGAACACAAAUGGUGGCUAUGGACAGGGUGAAGCAGCCCUUCUCAUCUCACUACCAACGUUUCACCAUCGCCACCUUCACCUUCCUUGAUUCCAGCUCCCAGAGAGGCCUCAGGGGACUGGUCUACUUCUUCUGCAGUGCCUCUGUCUGCCACCCAUCAGGGACUGAGACCUGCUCCUCUGUGUGUGGCUCUAGAAUUGAAAGACGACGUCGGUCCUCAGGUCACGACAACAGUACAGCCAGGACCCUGGACAUUGUAAGCUCUCUAGGAGCAGUAGGAUUUAAGGACUCUCCCACAACCAUCUCCACUCCUUCCUUGACAGGCUCCGGCAGGAACUCCAGCCUGAGAUCUAUGUUUUGGAUGCUGCUGACGCUGCUGGCCAUCACCCUGGUGUUGGGGGCUGGUGUCUUUGUGAGUCUAAGCAGGGCCUGGGCCCGGAAACUGUGGAAAGCUAAUGGAAGUGGGGCCUCUGUCUCUACAGCUAUGGGAAGCCAUCAUCCAUGCUGGGGUGAGAUUUUCAGGUGCUGCACCUGCCCUGGGGUCACCACACUCCUAUAAAUAACCCCUCACCCAUGCUCUGGAAGACCUUGAUACUCUGUAAGGUGGGGGCAGACUUAUACAUCUCCCCGGGGAAAGAGUUCAAAGACUUUGCCAAAGAUAACUUCCUUGGCAGCUGGAUUCAAGGUCUGGAGACACAUGGCCUAGGCCCCAGCUCUUUACCUUAUUCUGGCUGUAACAGCUAUAUCUGUCAAAUCCCUCCACCCCACCUCCAGCUUUUAUAAACCAAGGAAGCCAGACACAGCAUAGGCUUUGGGACUGAGCCCCAAAGUUCCAUCUGUGAACACAUGGCCCUGUCCUGUAGAUGACGAUCUAAAAUAGAUGCACAAAGAUUAAGAGAUCCACUGGAGGCAUGAACCAUGGGGCUCUGAGGAGGGUCACUCAAGUGGCAGGGAGGACCUCAAGGAGAAGUAGUGCAGUAGUAGCAGCAGGUAUUUAAAAUAGCAGUAUUAUGUCUAGGCCCUUUAUUGAGGACAUUUAUGCAAUCCUCAGUGUCCCUAAGUGAAACAGCCACCUAUUAUGAAGAAAUGGAUAGAGGAUCUGUCCAAGGUCCUACAGCUAAAGUACCAGCCCGGAUGGCAAGCCAGGAGCACAAGUCCAGACUAUGCUCCUCCCCUCCACCCUAUGCCCCAAAGCCCCAAGGAUGUAUGCCACAAAGAGCAGCUUAGGCUGUGGCACAGGCCGUUGUAAGAGCCUUGCUUUGGCCAGGCAUGUAGUACAGGUCUGUAUUCCCAGCACUUGGGAGGCUAUGGCAGGGGGUGGAGCAUCUUCAGCCUGGGCUCCACAUAGCUCAGAGGGCAUGUUUACCUAGCAUACAUGACAACCCUGCCAUGGGGGGGAAGGUGGUGCAAAAAGGUGUC